AUGGCUGAUACCCAACAAACUACUGCUGCUCCAUCCGCCGAUCAAAAAAGAUCAUUCGGUCGUCCACAAAGAGGUGCUGCCCCACAAAGAGGUGGUCGUCCACAAAGAGGUGCUGGUGAAUCAAAAGAUUGGACCCCAGUUACUAAAUUAGGUCGUCUCGUUGCUAGCGGUUUAAUUAAAAACAUCCACGAAAUCUAUCUUUUCUCCCUCCCAAUCAAGGAAUUCCAAAUCAUCGAUAAAUUCCUUAACCUUAAAGACGAAGUUAUGAAGAUCGUCCCAGUUCAAAAGCAAACUCGUGCUGGUCAACGUACCCGUUUCAAGGCUUUCGUUGUUGUUGGUGAUCACAACGGUCAUGUCGGUCUUGGUGUUAAAUGCGCUAAAGAAGUUGCCACCGCUAUCUCAGGUGCCAUCGUUGCCGCCAAACUUUCAGUCAUCCCAGUCCGUAGAGGUUAUUGGGGUAACAAAAUCGGUGCUCCACACACUGUCCCAACCAAAGUUACCGGUAAAUGCGGUUCAGUCGCUGUCAGACUCGUCCCAGCCCCAAGAGGUACUGGUAUCGUUGCUGCUCGUGUUCCAAAGAAAUUACUCCAAUACGCUGGUGUUGAUGAUGUUUACACCUCAUCACGUGGUAAAACCAGAACCAUGGGUAACUUUGUCAUGGCCACUUUCUUCGCCAUCACCAAGACCUAUGCUUACCUUACCCCAGAUCUCUGGAAACACACUGAACUCACCAAGACUCCAUAUCAAGAACAUUCAGCUGUUUUAGCCAACAAAUCCGAAUAA
Messenger RNA from Dictyostelium purpureum, 783 nucleotides. RefSeq names its product 40S ribosomal protein S2. Lineage: Eukaryota; Evosea; Eumycetozoa; Dictyosteliales; Dictyosteliaceae. Gene Ontology annotation, biological process: translation. The transcript has a single exon. The record is from RefSeq and is a predicted model, not a curated record. Gene Ontology annotation, molecular function: RNA binding; structural constituent of ribosome. Bases 1 to 783 code for a protein of 260 amino acids. Gene Ontology annotation, cellular component: cytosolic small ribosomal subunit; ribosome.